Messenger RNA from Epithele typhae, 1287 nucleotides. RefSeq lists its product as uncharacterized. The transcript has a single exon. Gene Ontology annotation, molecular function: protein binding. NCBI's taxonomy places the organism in Eukaryota, Fungi, Basidiomycota, Agaricomycetes, Polyporales, Epitheliaceae. Bases 1 to 1287 code for a protein of 428 amino acids. The record is from RefSeq and is a predicted model, not a curated record.
AUGUCCGAAUGCAUCGUGUGGAACAGUCAAACCGGAACACCCUAUGCCUCACACUGGUACCGCCUCGGAGAUCAGGAAUACUACGAAACGUCACCAUCUCCCUUCGCGUUCUGUCCGACUGAAAGGCACUGGGCCAUCGCAUCGCGCCACGACAUAACUGUCUUCCCUCUUCCGGUCGAGACUGCCUCGACAAGACCUACAGAUCAGUUUCAACCCGUAGGGCGCAUCGUCCUUCCUUUGGACUGCCUGGUUAUGAGACUCUUAUGGUCUCAGGACGGCACCCGGAUAUUCGCUCAAGAUUCGGCAGCGAAUGUCCACAUCUAUGAUGCUCUCGUACUCACGCACCUCCGUACCCUCGCACCCCCUCCCAUCUCAACGGCGACGUCCGGCGAUGUUCCCGGACGCUGGUUCCAUGGACGGCACACGGGCACUUUUGCGCUGUCGGCGGACGAGCGAUACCUCCUCUCCGACGUCGCACUGCCCUUCUCCCCCAACUCGAUCUGCGUCUGGACGCUCGCCGAUGGCUCCUGCGAGCCCCAUUUACUCCGAUACCAAGACGGCUCGACCCCAGAUAUCGCCAACGCGGACAUCUACGCGACCGCCCUCCGCCAGCACUCAGGCUCAAGUCCCGAACCAGAACGCCGCCCACACGUCGUCGUGAUAUGCAAAAAUGGCACCCUGCUCACCGCUACGGUCGGCGCGCCCGACGGAGCGGCGACCAUCCGACCUGCGGGGCUCCCCGCGGACCUCCAGUCGCUCGAAGCCGCGUCCUUCUCCUCCGACGGGACGCGCGUGUUGGUCUUCCACGCGAUGGGCCCCUCGGUUUCCCUCGUCCUGGACACGCUCACCGGCGCGACGAUCGCCUCCCUCGACGGCCGCCGCGGCCUCUCCCCCCAUACGGGCACUUUCGCGAGAGCGAAGUUGUCGAGCAACGGCCACGUUGUUGCGAUCAGAGACUCGGUGGGGUCGGAGUGGUGGCUCUGGAGGCUCGAGGACGGGACGCUGUGCAAAGUGCCUGGCCACGAGGGUAGACCGAAUGUGAGGAAAUGGACGCUAUCCCCGGACGCUUCGGUGGUCGGGUUCGCGACUGAAGCAGGAGAGGUGCUUUUUUCUGGAGUGUGGGGAACUUUAGAGACCCUCUUUUGGACCGGGAUAUUCGGUUCGACGAGCACGCAAAUCAUGGGAACCGUGCCUACUUGGUACGUGCGAGCCUGCGAAGCAACGCAGGCGGUCGGGCUGUCAAGGAAGGCGGUUGCGCUGAGAAGGAGAGGCGGGACAGGAUCCUGA